UGUCAGCUUGCGUUAGGUUUGGUUUUCUUUUUGUGGGUUUUCUAAUUUCUUGAAUUACAGCUAAAAUAAAAAAGUAAUUACCUGACUUUUAUGAUCGAAGAUUCUGAAUCAUAAUGUAAAAUUUUCUUCUCAUACAACUACGCAUCUAUCAAAUAUUUACCAAGUUUAUCAACAGCUUAAAAGUCCACAAAAAUGGCUGAUCCGAGCCUAAAUUCGGAGCCGCUCUUCAUAGAGGUCCCAUUGGUUCCGACUGCGGCUCCGACACUUCAAACUGACAGCCAGUUCACGGUGACGUCACGCUGCCCGCGCCAGAAGGAACCCGAGGAGGUAGUGGUUAAGCAGGAAGCUGGAGAUGAGACGCAGGAAGUUAAAGAUGAUCUCCUGGACGAACUAAUGGCUCUAACAAGACCCAGCAAGAACGAACGUCUGCUCUGUGCCGAGUGCCACUACUCAACGACCACUGCAGAGUUACUUCUACGCCACGUCAGGAAGAUGCACCGAGGGCUCAACCCGUUCCAAUGUUAUAUGUGUGAUUAUUCAACGUAUAACAAAGUGCUGUUUGAAGAACACAUACGGAUACACAGAGGCAUAAAACCCUUCAAGUGUUCUUACUGCGACUACUGCUCAGCUUCCAAGAAGAACACCAAGAAGCACGAGCUAAUCCACCGGCCCGAUAACCCGCUCAAGUGCCCGCGUUGCCCGUUCAUAGCGCGGCACCAGAGAGCGUUGGUGUGCCAUAGGAGGGUGCACCCUAACAGAUCGUCGGUCCAUCGAGUCAUCCACCGGCCCGACAACCCUCUGAAGUGCCCGCGCUGCCCGUUCAUAGCGCGCCACCAGAGGGCUCUGGUGUGCCAUAGGAGGGUACACCCUAACAGUGAUGCAGAAGAAGACAAAGAUUUCGAUCCCAGUUCGAUGAUCAAGUGUGAAAAUUGCUGUGAAUUUUUCCAGACCACCAAACAAAUGUUGUCCCACAAGCGGUAUAAGAGGCAGUGUCACCAGUGCGACCAAAUGCUGUGUUCCAGGUUGGUCUACAGAAAGCAUAUGCAGGACAAGCAUCAAGUUCAGUACAAGCAGAUUGAGAAACCGAAGGCGUUUCAGUGCGAAGUGUGUGAGUUCUCAACCAAUACUAAAGCGAGGAUGCUGUUACAUCUGAUACACCAUCCGAACCAGAAUGUGGAUGAGAAUGUACUGGAUAUAUCUAUAUUGAGGAAGUACGGCAUUAUGGUGUGAAGCCAACAGUGAUAUAUGUAUUGUGGCAGGUGGCAAGGCAAGCUAGUUUGGGAUUUGUUUAAGUACCUACUCUAAAGAGGGCAUACUAAUAAAAUAUUGGGUGUUGACAGAAAAGACUCGAUUCUACCCGACCCUGCAAUGCUUGCAACAUUGGAUUCUUGUAAAUACACUUAUUUGUAAUUAUAAUAAAGUAUCAAGUUAUCAA
This is a messenger RNA of Ostrinia nubilalis (European corn borer), 1435 nucleotides long. Its product is annotated as zinc finger protein 320-like. Gene Ontology annotation, biological process: regulation of transcription by RNA polymerase II. The record is from RefSeq and is a predicted model, not a curated record. The transcript is spliced from 8 exons. Lineage: Eukaryota; Metazoa; Arthropoda; Insecta; Lepidoptera; Crambidae. Bases 193 to 1230 code for a protein of 345 amino acids. Gene Ontology annotation, molecular function: DNA-binding transcription factor activity, RNA polymerase II-specific; RNA polymerase II transcription regulatory region sequence-specific DNA binding.